AUGGUCCACAGCAUCAGCAUGUGCAGAGUGCUCCUGCUGAUGCUCCUCGGCCUCCUGGUCGCCUUCGUUCACACAGAUACAGUCGCAGACCCGGCCUCAACGACCAGGGACAACCAGGACACCAUGUCCGGGGAGCCCCCCAGCGACGUCACCACCAGAGACCCCUUCCAGGACAUGACAGAGCAGUCCUUCACCAGCGACUACGAGGACGCCACCCACUCCCAGGCCGUGGACGAGGAGGAAGGGGUGUUGGGGCCGGGCGCCAUCACAGCCAUCGUCAUUGCAGUCUUCCUGGGAGCAUCUGUCCUCCUCGCCCUCAUCGUCAUCACACUGAGGAAGUUCACCGCAUCUUAG
Limanda limanda (common dab) is the source of this 354-nucleotide messenger RNA. RefSeq names its product secondary ossification center associated regulator of chondrocyte maturation (gene snorc). The coding region runs from base 1 to 354 and encodes 117 amino acids. The transcript has 3 exons. Lineage: Eukaryota; Metazoa; Chordata; Actinopteri; Pleuronectiformes; Pleuronectidae. Gene Ontology annotation, biological process: cartilage development. The record is from RefSeq and is a predicted model, not a curated record.